Messenger RNA from Paramuricea clavata, 4217 nucleotides. The record is from the annotation of a GenBank genome assembly. NCBI's taxonomy places the organism in Eukaryota, Metazoa, Cnidaria, Anthozoa, Malacalcyonacea, Plexauridae.
UAUUUUUAAGGAUGGGUUAGUUCUCUUGCACUUGGCAACAUGUUCUUAUUUGCGCCCCUCACAUCAGCUCUCUGUGAGAAAUUUGGCUGUCGCCGUGUUGGCUUCAUUGGAGGUCUGCUUACAGUAGCUGGAAUGUUGGCUUCAUCUUUUGCGCCCAAUCUAUACACCCUUUACGUUACGUUCGGUAUGGUGUAUGGCAUUGGUACCUCGAUGUGUUACUUUCCGACAUUGCGCACAUUACCAUAUUGGUUUUCAAGGUAUGACAAACUCUCAUUUCAUUGAAAUUAUACUUAUUUAUAGAUAAAUAGAGUAGCUAUUAAUUACAGUUUUAUAUUACCAGUUUUUAUGCACCUGCGUCGAAUCAACCUUAUAAGUUAUGCAUGCAUGCAACUGUGUUUUUGUCAUGAACGGAUGGCAUUUGUUAAAACAAUGAUCGUGCAAGCGUAUGUCAUAAUCAAUCUUCAAUCAAAAUAUUUCAGGAUCGUACGUGAUAUGCAUGUCAGCAUGUAUAUGGGGCCCACCAAGGGGUUAUGACCGACAGGCGACAUUCCUUAAAAAGAGGCGACAGACUAUCUAAAAAAGAGCGACAAACGACAGCUUCUGGACUGGGAAAAAGCGACAAAUUGCGAUUUGUGUUAUGGGUCAAAAGUGAGAGCGACAUUUAUUACAAUAAAACAAGCGACAAAGCAGUUAAGCAGCUACAAAAUUAGUGACAAGCGACCUAGGUUGCACCCUCGGUGGGCCUCGUAUAUACCGCAGAGAGAUGCAUACAUGCUAGUAUAGGCGUCCAAUAUAGCUACCUACAAUAUAUUAUGCCCGAUAUCUUAAUCACGAAAAUAAGGCGUAGUACUUUCCGGAAGGGUGUAUUCUGACCGCACAAAAACUAUUUUGCAACGUGCAUUUUGAGUAAACACUCGAAAAAUGUCGAUUAUCAUUUUCCAAUAUGCGUGCACGUGCAUAUUUAAACUGACAUACCGAUUGAAACGUUUUAAAGUUGUGGUUUCCUGAAUGGUUUCCUGAAGUCCUUAAAAUUUCUGAAAUCCUUUAAUUCUACUAAAGAGCAGUUAUUAUUUGUAGGAUUAUUGAAUUAGGCUGUGGACUUCCAUCUUCAAUUUGACAGUACAUUGAUAGAGUUACACUGUAAAUUUCAGGGAGUUAAUUUAACUCCAGUGGUAUUAUUUUCAACUUAAUUUUACUCCACAUUUGGAGUUAAUUGAGGUACAGUAUAACUCCACCGGAGUUAAAUUAACUCCCCGAAAUUAACAGUGUACAUAUAGAACAUGCGUGGUAGAUUUAUUAUUUCUUACAUAGAAUUGUGGUACUAAAAUCGAUAUUUGAUAUGACAUAAUAGGCCUAUCAAUUGAUAUUGCUAUAUCAUUUUUUGCCAAAUCAUACCACAUGCAUUUUGAAUAAGUUUACCAAUCCUAAUCUUGGUAUUUAGGUUUCAACACCAUUCACUUUCACCAUGGAAUUAAUUGUGUGUCAUAAUUACUAAAUUAAUUUAACGAAUCUUCCAGAUUUGCAUUAGGCCACGCCGUUUUCAUUCUUUGUUACGGAAUUCCCUAACUUGUAUUUUUUAAAACAAAGAGAAAUAAAAAUCCUUCUCCUCUUCCGAUCAAAAUACUAGUCUUUGUUUAUAACUUGUAUGUUUAUAACUUGAAUUAACAGCUUAUUUAACCUAGAUUUUAGUAUUUAGUUUAGCCUUUAAGUAUGUUUAUCCAUUUGAUGUUAUUUAUCUUAUAACGAGAAAAUUUGAAACUGUUCCCCUUUCUAUUGUUAAAUAAAUAUAAAAGGAAAUGUCUCGGAUUCCCUGUGACAAUAUUUUGACAAAGAAAAAUACCACCACUAAGUGAGGUCAUUGAGGUGAGAUUUUAACAAAUCUUUGGGGUUUUUUUUUUACCAUGCAUGCAUAAAAAAGGUAAAAAAAUAUCGAUCAAUCUACGAGAUUUUCCACACGAUAUAUGUUUUUUACUUACAGAAGUUUCAACGAAUUUUUUCUUCAGUUUUCGCAUGAAGAUUUGGGAUUUUCGUGAAAAUGUGAAAUUCAUUUUAGAUCAUAGGAUUCGCUCGGGAAUCAUAUAAUCAUAUAAUGAUGUUAUGCUAUUAUGCUAUAAUGUUAUUAUACAAAUAGCGAAUAAUGUUAUGCAAUGCAGCAUGGUGCAAUUUGCCGUCAUAACUUUCUCUCGAGUGCAACUAUAGGUAAAGUUUCUACUGUACAACCUCAUGGUUAUUUUCGACAUCUAUCUUAAAUCUUAAUUAAAACAUCGUUUUGAAAAUAUGUAUGUGUUCCAAUUGCUAGACAUAAAGACUCGCAUGGGCAUUCAAAUAAAGUUUAAAUUCGAUUUGGCUGACCAGAGGUUUUCAGGCAGGACUUAAUUUAGAACUUUAUUUUUCCUGUUGUCUGAGCUGAGCCUUCAAUUGUUAUAACUGUAAAAUUAAUUUAAAAAAAAUAAAAACGACUACAUUUACUAGGGCAAAAAAUACCAAAAAUAAAGGAAGAAUUUUAGUACUGAAAUAUAGGAAUUAAAGAAUUUCAACGUAACCGGUGAUAGGAAUGGGCCGAGGAUGGAUGGGACGAGGCCUGAAUAUUUUUGACGAUAUUUUUCUUCAUAUUUUCCAUCCAUGCAUUAACCAAAACAGACCUGUGUACUGUUUCUGCCUUGCACCUUCCGUGUGAAUAAUAUUAGACGUGUGCUUGGCUCGACUAUGCGAUGACCGGUACUGCAUGGUUGGGAAAGAUGAAAGUCAAUUCCUUACUCUUUAGCAUACCGAUCUUGCGGUUGAGGUUCCUAUAUAUUCAGCAGCGCUGGCUUACCGUCCCAUAUAUGUCCGAGACUAUUCUUUGUUUGCAAUGACGUAAUUUUGUGAUUUCGGCUGACGGGCAGCUAGGUAUAACAAAAAAGACUUUUAAUGUAUUGAUCGAGUUUAGAGUCCGUCCAGUUUUUCUUGCUACAACCAUUCUGAUAGGAGAAAUAUCGUCCAAAAGUUGUUUGAUUGCCCGUCAUUUGGAUGAAAAGUCACGUGAUUGCAAACAAAGAAUAGUGACGAGAAAAAAGGCGAAUGCAUGAUUUUACAAAGAGACUUUGACAUACUAAGAUUUUUGAGGAGAAAUCAGUGCAUUAGAGUACGCAUUAUAUUUUUGCAUGCCAUAGGCUCUAAUUACAGGAUUUUUGGCAUCUCACUCGAUAGAACUAAAUGUUGAAGGAUUUUGUAGAUUGAACAUUCAGGUUUAAAUUUUAUACAUUUAUUGACUCUAAUCACAAUCGUGUGUCCAUGUAUUAAUUUGCAUGCAAGCUUUAUAGACUUACAGUUGGAACAGUGAUGCAGUUGGUUAUUGAACUGCCACUAGACAAACAGCAUUCUUUUACAUAGGAUACAACAUACAAGUACCUGAAAAAUGCUUUUUUGCAUUUUUUUAUAUCACCUCCUAAAAGACACCAUUGUUUGCACUCAUCGCUACCCACUGCACUGAUACCGACCGUGCGACAUUUUUGUUGCUAGACAGUUUCACAGUGCACCCAUGGCGUAUGACGCACAGAGCAUGAAUAUCCCAUAAUAAUUUAUAUUUAAGAUAAAUAUUUGGAAUGGAAAAAAGUUGCCCAAUGCAUGUCAUCUGCUUUGCAGACAAACAGUUGGUGGUCAAAAUCUAAAUGGAUAUAUCAAAUGUGAGACAGAUGCGUGGAUUGUCCAUUUCCACCCUCUACAGGGUUGGGAUAUUGCACAAGUCGUUGCGUAAAAUGUUAUGUGUUAAAACUAUGUCCGCAACAUGAACAUAUAUGAGUACAAACACUGACCAGUGUCAAAUACAGUAUAAUAUAUUGACAUAACUGGUAUGCAAGAUAGUAUAGAUAUUGAUGACUAGUAAACACAGCUGGUAAAGUGUAGGAUUCUAUAUAAAAGCUCCAUUGUUUGUUAAAUUAAUUACCAAUUAAUUAAGCGCUUAAAAAUUUUGCAAUGUUUUGUUAAAUCUGAACCAAAAUAUUUUCUUACGUUUUAUAAAGGUCGCUGUGGCCGGACGUUUCCCGACCAAUUGCCGACUGACACCUCAUCCAUGCUCAAGGUUGUUUGUGUUACUGAGUAAAAAAAUCGGCAAACAAAACAAUGAUAAAUUUUAGUAGGUUCUAGUCAUACGUUUUGUAUUAGCCUGCGUAGCAGGCGGUAGAAGCUAGAAAUACCGCCUGCCCAAAAACUACACAUUCUGAGUUCCGCCCACCGAA